UGGUGUUUCGGUUUUACAGUUGCACAAAGAGUGAUGUUUUCCAAGAUUGCUCGAGAGUGCAGCCCCAGGGAUACUCGCAGCACGUGCUCGCAACUAUUUUAGGCUUAGUGCCAUCCCACAAGGCAGUCGUCGAGAAAGCUCAGACCGUCACCCGUUCACCAACAACCUAGAUCGAACCUCAAUAAAUAAUCUAUAUCCUUCAUGUCCGCGAAAGGAAUUCGCCGUAGAGAGGUGGUCGUUCUAGGGGAGCCAGGAGUGGGCAAAACAUGCGUCGUCGACAAGUUCCUGCGGAACACACAUUUCGCGUGCUAUGAAGUGAUCGACCCCAUUGGCGACAUGUACCCCUAUUACUUCCGCACGCUAGAAGUCGACGGAGAAAGCGAACGCAUUGAACCCCUGGACGUCAACUCCGCGCUGUUUCGCGAACAGGAUCCGAACCUCAACUUGGGGACGUUUGAAGCCAUGCUCUCGCGCGCGGCUGGCGUUGUGCUGCUUUACGAUAUUACUUGUAAGAAGAGUUAUGAGAAUAUCACGAGCGAGGGCUAUUUGACUGUGUGGUGUAAUCGGAAAGCUGAGCGCGCGGAUGGAGAGAAGUAUCCGGCUGGGAGGCAGAGGGUUGGUUGUGUGCUUGUGGGGAACAAGCUUGAUUUAGCGGGUGAGAAGAGGGAGGUGAGGAGCGAAGUUGCGGCUGAAUGGGCGAGCAUGCAGGGCAUGAGGUUUUAUGAGCUGGACGCGUAUAAUAGGGAGGCGAUCGAGGAAGUUAUGAGAGACCUGGUGAGGAGCAUUAAGAAGGCUGAGAGAAGAGACGAGGAGGAUAUCCAGAUGAGCAAGCACACGGUGGAGAGGACCGGAGAAGGAACUUCUCAGGACGCAGAAGGUCGAGCAGGAAAUCAGCAAGCCAGUCAAGACGCAGGGGAUCAGCAACCAGCCUCGUCGAGUAAAAGCAAAGAAAAAGGAGGAUGGAGGAAGUCCAUGUCCCUACUCUGGGAUGCCUUACCCCGGCUUACUCCAAAAGCGAAGCACUCGACAUGAGCCCCACUAUGUUCCGCCAUCUUUCAAGACAUCUCAGAAUAUUACCGUAGUACGGAAUUUUCGCGGCAAUCAGGAAGACCGUCGCGGCGCGCCGUCCAAAACGCGGGGCCAUAGUUUGUGUCUAGUGUCUGAGCGUUGACAUCAUGUAGCUGAUCGAGACGUUUCUCACAACAUCCAACACAGUUGCAUCCCCUAGUAGAAAGCCUGAGCCUGAGCAUGUUUGGAUACAUUAGCCAGGAGCCCUUCGAGUUGUUAUUAUUACACAAAGUUACUUUUGAGGCGCUUUAAGCGCG
Molecule: messenger RNA, 1325 nt
Organism: Trematosphaeria pertusa
Lineage: Eukaryota; Fungi; Ascomycota; Dothideomycetes; Pleosporales; Trematosphaeriaceae
Product: P-loop containing nucleoside triphosphate hydrolase protein
Exons: 2
Coding region: 202-1032 (276 amino acids)
Molecular function (GO): GTPase activity; GTP binding
Source: RefSeq, a predicted model, not a curated record